AUGGAAAACGCGUCGCACUCGCGCAACGCUUCUGCGGAUCACCACUCUUAUGCACUGAUCCUUGAGCACAUCCUCAGUGACCCAGCUACCUACGAACUACCUCUACGCACCAUGUACACUAUCAACUCUACCCCCGCCGCACGUGCUGGACACUCUCUCUCCCACACACGCACACGUGAGAACUCAAUAGACUCGCGUACCAGCGAGUCACCAACUUCCCCAAAUUUUCCCUUCCGCAACGACACGGCCACCGAGUCACUGUCAACAAACCUCAUGGCACAAAUGGCUAGCCUUCCGUCGCAACCCACUUCACUGCCGCCUUCUUUCAUUACCGCUUUCCUCCGCAAGGCUUUCUCCGCCGACCUUCGCUUUGUUGACUUCCCUCAAGCUUUGACUGGACUCGACUACCUCAAAGACCUAGAGACUAGAAGACGCAGAGAAGUCGCUGCAGCCUUGGAAUGUCUGGGCAUCGACCGCAACACUAUCGGCGCUGCGGAGGAGGAGCUUUCUAGACGCUACCCUGGCGUGCUCUCAUGGUUUCGCACACUCGAAGAGAAGGAACGCAAGAUCGAGGCUCUCUACACACAAGUCUACGUUGCUCUUCGCCGCUGGGUCCUCAUCAACGAGCUCUCAUUGACUCCCUUCAACAAGCACAACUGUAUCGCCAUGCUUAACACCCUCUACCCUCCUAUUGUCUCUUCUCAGCCUACAUCUAAACUCACUCCUGGAAUCUUAAAGAAGCAACGUGAUACCUUCUUCAAGUACAUCCAAGCCGUCGAGAAGAGUGGUCCCGCUGUCCUGAUCAACCUCAUUCAGCAAGGCAAGAAGCCCACCGACGAGAAUGGCUGGGCAUCAACUCGCAACACCCUUGACAUGUAUCUGCAAGUCGCCAACAGUCUCAUCUCUGAAUGUCAAGAAAUCCUCUACACCGACACAACUUCUAUCAUCGACUCGGCCGAGACCAAACGCAAAGGUCGCAAGGUUGAUUCUGGCAUAAGCUUCCCCGAAUCUGACCACCGCCGCCCUUCAUCUAGCAGCAGCAAGAGCAGCAAGAAUUCCUUCUCCGAAGAUGCUCCAGUCAAUGAGAUGCGUCGUAAAUCAUCCUCUGGCAUCCUUCGCACCUCGGGUUUGAUGAAGUUCGCUCGCGAAAUGAAGAAUAUGGGCUUCAACAGAACUGAUAUCCGCAGCUUCAGCAACCUCGGUGGCCUACGUUCUGGCAACUCCAGUUCGACUUCCUUGGCUAGCAGUGGUAACCGCAGCGACGUUCCUCACUUCGACGCCGAUGAGAUGAAGAGACAGCGUCUCAUCUACGAAGCUAAUGCCGCAAAGCAGCAAAAGCCUUGA
Aureobasidium melanogenum CBS 110374 is the source of this 1344-nucleotide messenger RNA. RefSeq lists its product as uncharacterized. Bases 1 to 1344 code for a protein of 447 amino acids. NCBI's taxonomy places the organism in Eukaryota, Fungi, Ascomycota, Dothideomycetes, Dothideales, Saccotheciaceae. The record is from RefSeq and is a predicted model, not a curated record. The transcript has 2 exons.